AUAAUUCAUCUUAUUCAAAUUAUAGAGUAUCUGAAAUCAUAUUACCAAAGAAUUGUAACUUCACAAAUCUUGUUGAUAUAAUCUCUACUGAAAUGAAGAUUCAGCUUAAACAAAAUAAAUUAGUUAUUAAGUACAAAAUCAGUGAUGAUUGUCCUCCAAUAAGUAUUGAAGAUGAUGCAAGUCUUACAUUCUACAAAGAGCUUAAGAGAAAAGAUAAUGACAUUACAAAAUAUAGAAUAUGUGUAACAUUAGAGAAAAAGAGGAAAAGAGUCUAUUCUAGUGAGACAUCAAAUGCAACUGUAAACCAAGAUAACAUGGAAUUGGUUUUACAAAAUAACAUGUUGUCUAUGGAAGGAGAAUCUUCAGCAUUAAGAGAGACAUCAGAGAAUAGCAUGAAUAUGAUUGAAUAUGCAAAUCUUUUAUCUGAUAUUGGAGAGACAUAUCUUGAGGAAGACUUCCAAGAAUUUGUUCAAGGUUCAAGGGAUAUCGAAAUUGGGAAAAAGUACAGGGAUAAAAAUUCAUUGAAGAGUGAAAUAAGCCUCUAUGCACUAUCAAAACAUUUUCAAUUCAAGGUAAUCAGAUCAUGCACAAGGCAAUACAGGUUAAAAUGUGUUGAUGAAGAAUGUCAAUGGAAUCUAUACGCUUCAAAGAUUGGUUACACAAAAGCAUUUGUGAUCCGCAAAUUUGUUGAUAUUCAUACUUGCCGUUUGGAAAAAAGAAUGGGCAGUCAAUGUCAAGCUAGUUCAACCGUCAUUGCAAAUAUUAUAAAACAUAAGUUCAUUGAUGUGAAGACGAUUUAUACACCAAAUGACAUUAGGCGGGACAUGAAAAAUGACUACAGUGUUGAUAUGGACUAUUGGAGAGCUUGGAGAUGUAGAGGAAAAGCUAUUGAUCUAAUAAGAGGAACACCAAAAGAAUCAUUUGUGCAACUUCCAAGUUAUUUACACAUGGUAAAAACAACAAACCCCGGAUCCUAUGUAAAAUUAGAAACUGAUGAAGAUUCUGCUUUUCUAUAUGCAUUCAUGGCACUCAAUGCAUCAAUAAAAUGAUGGAAACAUUGCAUGCCUAUUGUUGUAGUGGAUGGAACAUUCUUAAAAGGUCCAUAUGGUGGAACACUACUUGCGGCUUCGACCCAUGAUUCAGCUGGAAAAAUUUUCCCUCUUGCCUAUGCAGUGAAAGACUCUGAGAAUAACAAUUCAUGGAAUUGGUUUUUUGAAAGUAUGAUGGAAGUUUACGGUGUGAGAGAAGGAAUGUGCAUAAUUUCUGACCGACAUGAAAGCAUAAAAAAUGCAAUAACAGAUGUGUAUGGUGAAGAAGUUAAACAUGGGGUAUGUAUUUUCCAUUUGCUUAACAAUUUGAAGGUAAAAUUUAAAAGAAAGCAAAAGGAAAUAAAGGACAUAUUUCUAGCUGCUGCUAAGGCCUACACAGAAACAUAAUUUAACUACCAAAUUGCAGAAAUGGAUGCUUUGGACAGCCGAGUAAAACCUUAUCUUGAAGAUGUGGGAUAUGAAAAAUGGGCAUUAUCAAAAUCAGUCCAUAAUAGAUUCAAUAUCAUGACAUCAAACACAGCUGAAUCAUUGAAUGCCGCCAUCAACAAAGCAAGAGAGCUACCUGUCUCAAUGUUAUUUGAAUACUUGAGAAGCUUAACUCAGAGAUGGAGUUAUAAAAACAGACAUUUGGCAAGAUGUACAAUUACAACACUGAUGCCUAAACAUGAAGAAAGUUUGAGGGAGAGCUUCAUAAACUGCAUUAAACUAGAGGUGGAGCAAACAAGUGAUGAAAUAUUCAAAGUUAGUAAUGGUGACAAAACAAACACAGUCAAUAUUAUGGAAAGAACUUGUACAUGCAAAAGGUUU
Mercurialis annua (annual mercury) is the source of this 1856-nucleotide messenger RNA. RefSeq lists its product as uncharacterized. The record is from RefSeq and is a predicted model, not a curated record. The coding region runs from base 93 to 1049 and encodes 318 amino acids. NCBI's taxonomy places the organism in Eukaryota, Viridiplantae, Streptophyta, Magnoliopsida, Malpighiales, Euphorbiaceae. The transcript is spliced from 4 exons.